AUGCAAUCACUAAUCGAUCCACCAAAUCUACAACACCACCACCAACAACAACAAGAGAGUGAAGAAGCUCCCAGAAGCUAUAGUCCCAUAGCCAAGAUCUCGACGCCGGAAUCAUCCAAAAGCAAACACACCUCCACCUCCACUGCCACUGCAACCACCACUCAUACAACGAUAACAAACACGUCGCAUGUUCACAGUUCGCUAAGUCGGCAUCGGCUCAGUGUAUCGCACGAGGAUAUCAAUUUCGAGAAUGUCGACCCCGGCACCAUCCGAAUCGACUGCAGCGGAGCCUUUAUUGCCAAUGACGACUUGUUGCGCAGCUCCAUUGUGAUGGAACCCGAUGUGCUGCUGUCCUCGUCGCUGCUGAGCGCGGGCUCCAGCUCUCGCUCCAGCUCUCGCUCCGGCUCGAGCUCGCCUUCUGGCUCGCCUUCACCGAUUCUGAGCAAUGCUGGCUCUGACGACGAAGAUGGAGCAGUCUCAAGCGCAGGCGCAAGGGCAACUAACAACGUGGCGGAUGAACAGGAUGAAAGCGAUGGCGGUGGUUCUGGCGGUGAGGUUAUCACCAAGAAUAACAUCACCUUGCCUUCGCACAACGAGGAAAUCAUUCACAUCUCGGUUGACAUUGGCGGCACAUUAACCAAGUUGGUCUAUUUCCGCAAAUCUCGACAUCGAUCGAGCGGCAGCGACGCCAGCAGCGGCGGCGGUAAGAUUUAUUUUCGAGAUUUCCAAACGGAGAACUUCAAAAAUGAAGCUAUGAAAUUCAUGAUCCAAUUGAUCACCAAGCUGAUUUCAAAACAGAGUAAAAGACCACCCAUCACUUAUAUCAUGGCGACUGGCGGCGGCGCCCACAAGUUUUACCAAUUGAUGACCAAGACUUUCCGCAAGCGCAACUUACCGAUGCAGAUUAUAGCCAAGGAUGAAAUGGAAUGCUUGAUUCGCGGCUUGGACUGGCUCAUCACCAAGAUCCCGCAGGAGAUAUUCAUCUACGAUUUACAAGAGGUGACCACUAAAUUCCAGCCGCUCCAAAAGGAAAAUGAGAUUUACCCAUAUUUGUUGGUGAAUAUAGGUAGCGGGGUCUCCAUGAUCAAAGUCACGGGCCCCGGCCCUGGUGGGUUUGAAAGAAUUGGCGGUAGUUCACUCGGGGGCGGAACAUUAUGGGGUCUACUUUCGCUUUUGACCGAUGCCAAGGACUAUAAUGAGAUGCUUGAAAUGGCCCAGCGCGGGGAUAACGAGAAUAUCGACUUGUUGGUUGGCGACAUUUACGGAACCAACUACAACAAGAUUGGAUUGAAAGCAAAUCACAUUGCCUCGUCGUUUGCCAAGGUGUUUAAAAAGUUGCGCUUCACCAAUGAAAACAAGGCCAAGCCUACUUCGUCGGCCGCCAAAUUGGCCCAGUUCAAGCAAGAAGAUAUUGCACGUUCGCUUCUUUUCUCCAUUUCCAACAAUAUCGGCCAAAUUGCCUAUUUGCAAGCCUUGAGAUUCAACCUCAAGCGGAUAUAUUUCGGGGGCAGCUACAUCUCGGGCCACAUGCAAACGAUACACACACUAAGCUUUGCCGUCAAUUUCUGGUCAAAUGGCGACAUGCAGAGCUAUUUCUUGAGACACGAAGGCUUCUUGGGCAGUGUGGGUGCCUUUAUGAUGGGGCCUGCUUUUAACGACGUCGAGCGUGACAAGCAGCGGGAAAUGUUGAAGCUGCAACGCAAUGGGAAUUAA
Lodderomyces beijingensis is the source of this 1713-nucleotide messenger RNA. NCBI's taxonomy places the organism in Eukaryota, Fungi, Ascomycota, Pichiomycetes, Serinales, Debaryomycetaceae. The record is from the annotation of a GenBank genome assembly.